This is a messenger RNA of Chironomus riparius, 1036 nucleotides long. NCBI's taxonomy places the organism in Eukaryota, Metazoa, Arthropoda, Insecta, Diptera, Chironomidae. The record is from the annotation of a GenBank genome assembly.
AUUGUACUAUUCCUUUUAAAGAAAGUUUUUCCUUUCAACUAGUAAAGUCGUUUAAGUAAAAAAAAUGAAAUUUGCUGUUGGAUUCUUGUCAUUAAUUGUGAUAAUAUUUCAAGUAAAAUGUGUUAGUGCUGAGGAUGAAAGUCAAGCAUGCAUGAUUAAAAUUUUAAAAGAAAAAGAGCUCUUAAAUGAAGAUUUUUCUUAUCCUCGUCAACCGACAAGAUGUUUUUUGGCAGCAAUAAUAAUUACAGCAAUGGAAGAUGGAUUUUAUUCCAAGUUUGACAAUGAAGAAGGCAUCAAUGCAGAUUGUGUUAAAAGUGAGCUUAAGAAAAAAAAUCUUGUUUAUCAUCUAAUUAAAAAAGAUAUUAUUGAAAGUUCAAAAACUCUGUCAGAAGAAGAAAUUAAGAGUCUCUUGAAUGAAAAUAAGGAAACUAUGAAAAGCAUUCUUAAUAGUGCAGCAAAAGCCUGUAAAAGUGAUGACAAAUGGGGAGGAAUAUUUGAUGAUGUUUUGGAUAUUAAAAACACAACUCAUGCUGCACUUGAGAGCAAUUAUUGUUGUUUGAAAACAUCAAUUGAUAAGAAUCUUAUUAAAAUUGAAAAUAUUGAUGUAAAUCCCUACAAUUUUGAUACAAGCAACGUUGACUGUAAUGCAAUAAUUGAAAACAAAAAAAAUGAUAUAGUACGUAAAUUUAGAGCAAAAUACAACGAGUCUGGCUUAUCACAGAACAAGAUUAACUGCAUUGUAAAUAAUUUGAAUGAAUCAAAUUUCUUUGAUACAACAAUUGCAUUGAAAACUCUAGAAAAAAUCGAUUUGGAGCCUUUUGUUCGUGCAGAAAACAAAAGGAAGUUGUCGAAUAAAAUUGAAGCUGGAAUUACCGGAAUAUUUUCAUGUAUGAUCGAAAACUAUUGACAAAUUGAAAGUUUAUUUCAACUCGAUUCCGGCUUGAAAUUUUAUUUAAAGAAAAUGUAAUGAAUUAGAAAUAUUAAUAAAGUGCUUAAACAGCAUAAAAAGAAAUUAAUUUUUUAAACUUAAAUCUUA